UAUCGGCACGUAAGGCUACGUAUAUAAAGCGACUACGUCUACAUAGAAUAAUCAACAACCACCUCUAUUUUUCGAUCGCAGCAGCAUAGCGCCAAGCUAAUUCCCUAAAACGUGCAUUAGUAUUAGUAUGUUUAAUCUUACCUUGCAAAAUCUGCUUUUUGUGGUUUGACCUUUAGUGCAACCGCAAGGAAACAAAAUGCGGCGCUGGCAUACCAGAUUUGUUUGUGUUGGCAUUCUACUCGCAAGUAUUUAUCAUACGACUAAUGCAGCUGGAAGUACGACUAAUAUUACAAGUCCUGGAAACAGCACCGGAAGUGGCCAGUGCUUGCCGAUCCCCAAUGUCAUUCCGCGCACUAACGCUACGUACAAUCUUAAACACCUUGUAGACACUCAAUGGUUCGGAUACCUGGCGUAUAAUACCGACAAUCGCACCCAUCACAACGCUUCCGAAUGGAAUGCAGAACAUUAUUACUAUAUGCAAGGAGGCUACACUGUUGAUCCAAUUGAUCCAAAACAACCCAAGCCGGCGACAGUAAUUUAUAUCGAAAAGGUCAAAUACGCUACAAAUAACCGCAACAGCUCCUGUUCUUUCGUGCUGGAAGUAGCGCACUUUACCAACGACCUUCAGCAGUUUGGACCAUACGUGGAAUAUACCGACAAAAAGGAGUUCGUUCGCGACGGAUAUGAUCGCUCCGUUGUCUGGUCAGUUGAUUACAAGACGUACAUCAUAUUUUUCUGGUGCGCCCGACACAACCGCACAUCGGGUAAUUGUGCCAGCACCCAUAUUUACGUCUAUACGAGAAUUAGACCCUACCAACUCAACAAGUCUGAAAAAGAUUCCAUAGAUAAGGCUGUCAACAGCGUUCUCAAGCCGUAUUGUCUGGAUGUCGGGAAGUUCGCCAAGUACAAUUGGGAUAACAGACUCUAUAGCUGUUCUCUUGGUACAUAUCCAGACACUUUCAAACAUUACAUGGCGGCUUAUCGAACAGUGCUGAACGAUAUAUUUACGAUAGGCUGGGACUAGUGUGUAUCGUGUACUCUGGUCCGCUUUAUCUGGUGUUGUGCUACUGCUGCAAAUAAAAUCAACAAUAAGUAACAACAAGUAAGUAACAACAAUACU
This is a messenger RNA of Paramacrobiotus metropolitanus, 1120 nucleotides long. RefSeq lists its product as uncharacterized. The record is from RefSeq and is a predicted model, not a curated record. NCBI's taxonomy places the organism in Eukaryota, Metazoa, Tardigrada, Eutardigrada, Parachela, Macrobiotidae. The transcript has 4 exons. The coding region runs from base 197 to 1024 and encodes 275 amino acids.